Moneuplotes crassus is the source of this 1294-nucleotide messenger RNA. The record is from the annotation of a GenBank genome assembly. Lineage: Eukaryota; Ciliophora; Spirotrichea; Euplotida; Euplotidae.
AUGGAGAGUCUUGCUGAAGAUCUAGACAAUCUGAUGGGCAAAGAUAGGAACAAUCCUUUGCACAUCAGAGUUAAGAAGAGAGAUCAUUUCGAUGACAAUGAUGUGUGCAAGUAUCACUUGGUUGCUUUCUGUCCUCAUGAUUUGUUCCCCAAUACCAAAGCUGACUUGGGAAGGUGCCAGAAACGACAUGAUAAAUUUUUCAAAGAGAUGUUCAAGAAUGACCCAAACAUGGAGUACUACGAGAGAAAAUACGAAAGAGAGCUUGUUGAUUGACUCGAAAGAAUCAUUUUCAAAGUAGACGAGAAGAUCAGGAAGUCUCUUAGCAGAUUAGACGCUCCUAUCCCAGAGACAUACCAAAAGCUUAACGAGCGUAUUGGGCAGCCCAAUGAAGUCAGGAACAACCUGAUCGAUCAGAUCGCUAGUCUUAAUGAGAAAAUCAACUUCUUCCUCGAAGAUGCAGAGAGAAAAGGAGAGGAUGGCUUGAUUGACGAAUCUGAAGCUCUCUUCAAAGAGAUUGAGGACAUGAAAGCCAAGAAAGCAGAGCUGGAAACUCAGCUAGAAAUGAAUGUCUCAAAGAAACAAAUGACCGUUUGUGAGGUGUGUGGAGCCAUGCAGAGUGCCACAGAUACUGACAAGAGACUCACCACCCAUCUUGAAGGAAAACAGCAUAUGGGAUAUGCCAAGGUCAGAAAUUGCCUUGCAGAGCUUAAAGAGAAAUUUAAUGAAUACAGAGCCAAGAAGGAAAGAGAGGGAAGAAGAGAAAGGACCCCAUCUCCAGGUGCCAGAAGAAGAAAGAGAGAUUACGAAGAGAAUGAGGAUUUUGAUCCUUCUAAACUAAUUAGAAACUACUCCUCAGCCAAGGCUGGUACAGGUGCAAAUAUGCCUGAAGAUAGCACGAUCACUAUUGCAAAAUAUGCUAGCUCGAUCCUUGAACUCAACAAGGGUUCGAUUGGAGUCCCAGUAGAAGCUCCUGACUUCGAAGCAAUUAGGCAAGAGAAGGAAAGAAGAAGGAUUGCAUGGGAAAAGGAGCAUGGAUAUGUCAACGGCCAACCUCCUCCAGGCAGCAGAGGAGGCUUCAAUAGAAGAGGAAGAGGCGGUGUCGGCUUCGGAGGCAGAGGAAGAGGUGGCGGAAGAGGCGGAAGAGACAACUACGAUGAUAGAAGAAGAGACCGCAAUGGAGGUUAUGACAGAGAUCGUAAUGGAGGCUAUGAUAGAGACCGUAGUGGUGGAUAUAACAGAGACCAAAGAAGAAGGUACUAAUCAUAUGGCGGUUCAAUCAACUUUAGCUUUGAAG